UAUAUAAGAUGGCUGCCUACCGCCCCAUUCUGACAUGUCUAUCGCUGAUCACCCAUCUUACCUUACUCCAUACGUCAAAAUUCUUGUAUCAUCUGCUCGUACAACAUGAAGGACGCAGACAUUGUUGGCCAAUCUUUGGCCGAAGUGCUUCCUCAAACCACCAAAUACUGGUUCCAAAUACCUCAUUUACUUCGACUGAACUUGAUUCUACUUGUUCCACUACUUUCUUCUGCUGUGGCCGGUUACGAUGGCUCUUUAAUGAAUGGUCUUCAGGCAUUGAACCAAUGGAAAGACUAUUUCGGAAACCCUGCAGGCGCCUUGCUCGGGCUCGUCAACGCCGCUCAAUCAGCCGGUUCUGUGGUUGCUUUGCCCUUCGUUGGAACAUUCUCGGAUAAAUAUGGCAGACGUGUUGUGCUUCUGAGCGGCAUCAUUGGAGUCGUUGUGGCUACCAUAAUUCAGGCAACAGCGACUACGUUGGCACAAUUUGUCGUCUCUCGUUUUGUGGUGGGAGUUGCUGGCAUGUUCGUUGUGCAGCCUUCACCCAUGUUGAUUGCAGAACUGGCAUAUCCCACCCACCGUGGCAAAUACACUAGUGCUUUCUGGUGUAUGUACUAUUUGGGCGCCAUUCUUGCAGCUUGGGCUACUUUUGGCACGGAGAGAUAUAAUGAUAACUGGAGCUGGAGGGUUCCCACGAUUCUCCAAGCAGCGUAUCCACUGGUCCAAUUGGCAUUUUUCUGGAUGGUGCCUGAGUCUCCUAGAUGGUUGGUGGCUAAAGAGCGAACGGAGGAAGCUCGUGCUAUCCUUGCUCAGUACCACGCCGGCGGCGAUGAGAACAGCCCUCUAGUCAGCAGAGAAAUUUCCGAGAUUGUGCAAGCCAUCAGAAAUGAGCAAGCAUCUGCCUCCGUGAAGUGGAGUGCCUUGGUGGCCACUCCUGGAAAUCGGAAACGCCUGUUCAUUGCUGUUUGCCUGGGAGCUUUCGCUCAAUGGAACGGAAUAGGUGUUGUCAGCUACUAUUUAACCCUCGUGCUCAACUCCAUCGGUAUCACGAAUUCGUUCGACCAGACCCUCAUUAACGGCCUCCUCCAGAUCUUCAACUUCGCAGCAGCUGUGAGUGCUGCUUUGCUUGUAGACAGACUCGGACGACGAACACUCUUCAUCUGGUCUGGUAUUGGGAUGCUCGUAAGCUACGUGGUGUGGACAGCGUGUUCGGCAGUCAAUAACGAAGACAACAACAAAGCGGCUGGAUAUGUUGUCGUUGUCUGCCUCUUCGCAUUCUAUUUCCAUUACGAUAUCGCCUACACACCACUGCUCAUGUCCUACCCUACGGAGAUCUUCCCUUACAGUCUUCGAUCGAAGGGUCUUACGUGUGAACUGUUGUCGAUAUAUGGCUCAUUGGUGAUUGCAGCCUUCGUCAACCCCGUGGGGAUGGAAAAUCUGGGAUGGAAGUACUACAUUGUCUUCUGUUGUCUUCUGGUCGUCUUCUUGGCCAUCACUUUCUUCUUCUUCCCAGAGACUAAGGGGCGUAGCUUGGAGGAGAUAGCGGAGAUUUUUGACGGUCCACAGGCUGCAGUUGAUGUAGACGAAGUUGAGAAGAAGACGCACUAUGCUGACAAACUGCACACGGAAGUUGCUUAG
Molecule: messenger RNA, 1635 nt
Organism: Periconia digitata
Lineage: Eukaryota; Fungi; Ascomycota; Dothideomycetes; Pleosporales; Periconiaceae
Source: the annotation of a GenBank genome assembly